Neopelma chrysocephalum (saffron-crested tyrant-manakin) is the source of this 4729-nucleotide messenger RNA. RefSeq names its product tropomodulin-3. The record is from RefSeq and is a predicted model, not a curated record. NCBI's taxonomy places the organism in Eukaryota, Metazoa, Chordata, Aves, Passeriformes, Pipridae. Gene Ontology annotation, molecular function: tropomyosin binding. Gene Ontology annotation, biological process: pointed-end actin filament capping; muscle contraction; myofibril assembly. The transcript is spliced from 11 exons. Gene Ontology annotation, cellular component: striated muscle thin filament; myofibril. Bases 2052 to 3107 code for a protein of 351 amino acids.
AUCAUGAAAGCAUCUUCAUGGUCGGUGUAGCUCCUCUGCAGGAGCUGUCUGUCCCCAUCCGCUCCUCGGGUCACCUCGAGGACAAAUGUGAAGUUGGGGAAGUCCAGUUUGCCGUGUGUAAAACUUAGUGAAUUGUCUCUGUGAACAGGAUGAAGCCUCGGGCUUGCUUUUCUAGGAAAAUAGCCCAGAAUAGCUAUUCCUUUCUGCCUGGAAAAUACAAUUUACCCUGACAAAAAGCUUAGGCAAAGAUGAGCUGCCACCUGCUGGCUCCAUAAGGCUUUGGGCUGGGGGUUGUUUGCUGGUUCCCUGGGCAGGAGAACCUGGAUCCUGUGCCCUACCCCAGGCUGGAGUUUUGGGAGGCUCAGGUGGGUUUUUGAGAGCUUUCUGCUAAGAAAAGCAGCAUUGGGCUGUUCAGCAGAGUUAUCAUAAGGCAUUAGAAAAACAUCCUAAGGAACCUUCUGGGAUUACGGUAAUAUUUAUAUUUACUAAUUUUUCUCCUAGCUUUGGUAAGUAAAGAUAGCUCUUUCAAGUGCAGCACAUUCUUCAUAAACAGUUCUGUAUAAUCUCGCACACUGGAAAAUAAAAUUGUUGCCAUCGUCAGGGUUCCCUGGGGAAAUGCUCAGAUUAGGCUCCUCCAAGGAGCUGGGAUGGUCUGGGGCCCUGAGUGGUGCAGGAAUGCUGACAGCCCUGUGGACCCCCCUGCUCUGGGCCGGGUUCACGCAGAGGCUGGGGGGAAGGAGGCUCGGGAGGAACAAAUGAGAUUAAAGUGAACUCUGUGAAUGUGCUGGCCAAAACCAGCUCGGUUUGUUUUUCGUGAUGUUGCUUCUAUUUUAAAAUCCAAGUCACGGAAACCAUUUGCAGUGGACUUUAACAACCCUGGAGUUUCCUGCGGGCAAUUUGUUUCUAGAGAGUUUCUCCUGUUAAGGUCCAAAGAAAUUGGACCUUAAAUAUAAUAGAAAUGGGGGGGGGAGUUUUUAAAAGAUAAUUGGUAGCUUGCUAUUUUUAGAAUCUUUUGUUUUUUAAAAAUACACUUUCAGAGAGGAGAGGAGAAAACAAAAAUAUUUUAACUUGUAGAUAAGAGGUGUAUGGAAGUUGCUUGACAGUCUUUCAGGGGAUGAUUCAGGUAAUUAUAAAAUGGCCUAAAUUAAAGUUACUGCUGUUUUCUCAUUUCUUUAGUUCUUCAUUGAUUUCUUAGGGAAAGGAAUAAUGACAAGAUUUUUGUCUCUGUGAUGUCCAGCAGAAUUUCUUCAUUGUUGGUUUUUCAAUUUGUCUUCUGCAUAAACAAACAGAGAAUUGAAAUUUGGUGGACUGGAAGUGAUGGCUUUGUUUCCAUUUCCCUAAAUGUUUCUUAUGUGACUAUGAAGUCGCUGAAGAACUUCCCCUUAUACUUAUAUAUCUGAAAAAGCCCUUUGGACUUUUAAUAUAUGUAAUGUUUUCAUGGUAAAGCUAAGAAGGAUACUUAGAAGAAAACUAGCUUGCUCAUCAAAAAAGGGCAAAGUAUUUGCAAAGCCAAAAUUGAGGGUUACAGCUUUGCCUGUGAUUCUGCAGUAAGAUCACACACAUAUAUAUAAUGUGCCACAAAUAUUCAUAGGCCAAGUAACUGCUCUUUCUAAAAACUUGUAGUUUGUUCCUCAUGUCUCUAUGCAGAACUGCUGCAGUGAGUGGUGGAAAACAAAUAGAGUAUGUUUUACUGUGUGUUUAAUGGGAGGUGAAGGGCUUCUUUGGUUAGAUUAGGGCUUCAGCUGGCCUUUAUGCCCCUUUUAUGCAAUGAGAAUUCCUAACACCAUGUCUUAAAACUUGAUUUUUAGUAUGUUAUAUGCUAGUGUUUUAUAUGCUGUGAUUUCUUUUGUAGGGAAUGUUUCUGAAAGUCAUUACCAAGCAAUCUCUGUGUAGUACAGAUGUGCUAGUCAAUGCUACCAUCAUAAAGUUUUACAGGAUUGACUGGAGUGCUGCUGCUUAGGAGCUGUAUUUCCUACGCUUUUCAUCAAGAUCUGGUUAAGAAUUAAGAGUUGGGUUUUGAAGUAUUUGAGCAACUUGCUACUGCCCAAGUCAUGACGCUCCCAUUUCGAAAGGACUUGGACAAGUACAAAGAUCUCGAUGAGGAUGAAAUUCUUGGCAAACUUUCAGAAGAAGAACUGAAACAACUGGAAACUGUUUUGGAUGAUCUUGACCCUGAGAAUGCUCUGCUGCCCGCAGGCUUCCGGCAGAAGGACCAGACUGCAAAGAAGGCCUCGGGUCCCUUCGACCGGGAGCGACUCCUGGCGUACUUGGAGAAGCAGGCGCUGGAGCACAAAGACAGGGAGGACUAUGUGCCUUUUACAAGAGAAAAGAAAGGGAAAAUCUUUAUCCCCAAGCAAAAGCCUGUACAGUCUUUUGCAGAAGAAAAAUUCUCUCUUGAUCCGGAACUGGAGGAAGCCUUGACCAGUGCCACAGACACAGAAUUAGGUGACCUUGCAGCUAUACUGGGAAUGUCCAACUUGAUAACAAACAAUCAGUUCUGUGAUGUAGUAGGAAGCAGUAAUGGGAUUGACAAAGACAGCUUCUCAAAUAUAGUAAAAGGUGAAAAAAUGUUGCCUGUUUUUGAUGAACCACCAAAUCCCACAAAUGUGGAGGAGACGCUGCAAAGGAUUAAAGAUAAUGAUUCUCGUCUUGUUGAAGUUAAUCUAAAUAACAUUAAGAACAUACCAAUUCCAACGCUGAAAGAAUUUGCAAAAGCCUUAGAAACCAACACACAUGUGAAGAAUUUUAGCCUGGCAGCCACCCGAAGCAAUGAUCCUGUUGCUGUUGCUCUUGCGGAUAUGUUGAGAGUUAACACAAAAUUGAAAAGUUUAAACAUAGAAUCAAACUUCAUCACUGGAGUUGGAAUUCUGGCACUAGUUGAUGCACUGAAAGACAAUGAAACGUUGACAGAGAUCAAAAUUGAUAAUCAGAGGCAGCAGCUGGGCACACUUGCAGAGGUAGAAAUUGCCAAAAUGCUUGAAGAAAACACCAAGAUCCUCAAAUUCGGAUACCAUUUCACACAACAGGGACCUCGAGCCAGGGCAGCUGCAGCUAUCACAAAAAAUAAUGAUUUGGUUCGCAAGAGAAGGGUUGAAGGAGACAAUUAGCAAUCCUGCUGUCAACACUCGGUGGAGUCAUCACGGUCGGCACCGUGGGCUUUGGCAAUCUUGGACUACAUUGACCUGGCUUAGAAGGGAAAAGACUGGAAACCCCACUCCUUUUAAAGCAAAGUUAUAUAAUCUGCUGGUAUGCAUCACGUUUUUCGUGGAGACACAGUAACUGCACCAGUCUCUGUACCAUGGUUUUUGACUGGGUUUUUUUUUUUAAGAACUUUUUUUGUAUUUCAAGACUUCGGCUGAGCUUUCUACUUCAAAUAUAAUUGCAAAUCAAUGGUAUAAUUGUCUGUAGUCAAAGAAGGGACAUUUAAGGUCAUUGGGAAGAUAAUGACCCAAUUAAAAUGUUUGUUAGAAAAUCCGGGGGUGCUUAUUUACGUGGAGGGGUGUGUCUAUUCCUGAAAACAAUGGGUUAGUGAUAAGGGAUUCUUCACCCAACAGCUGGACUCAUUGUGUAGAGCUGUUCAGCUUUGUUCAUAUGCACUGAAGAGAAAUCUUUCACAGCAAUGUUAUUUGUAAUUCUACUGUUUUAUUUUUUAUUAGUUCUUGAUACUGUGAGUAAGUUUAAAGACAUCCCUUUAAGGCAAACAAAAUUAAAUGGGCUAAGGACUUCUCCCAAGAGAUAAGAGGGACUCAUACAAAAGACUUGCAAAAAAAAAAAAUUAGGAGCCUUGCAAAAUGACAGGUUUUUUAUUACACCUAAAUCCUUCAAGUCUUUUUCAAAAGUGUGUCUUGCUCUGUAUCUGAACUGGAUAUAUUUUUAGACUGAUUUCAUGUGUUCAUCAACAUUAUUUAGUUUAUAUUCUUUGUUUAAAAAUCUUUAUCUACGUUCACAAGUAUCAAUUUCUCUAGAAGUAGUGGACAUACAUAUUUUAAAUUCUGCAUAACUGUACAGGAAGAGCAACCUUAAGUGUAAAACCACUGACCUAAAUUGCUGGCAAACGAAAAAUCCUUUAUUUGAAGCUGUUGUAUUAAGCUAUUUGUACUUCAUAUAAAUCUAUCAUUUUUUAAUACUUAAGUAACACUUUUGAGAAAGGAUUUUUCAAUUUUACUUAGGUCUUGAUGUUGGAACACUACCUAAGACAUGCAAAAAAUAAUCAAUAUGUAGUGUCAGAUCUGUAUGAUGUAGUAAUUAUUAAAGUAUUUAAAGUUGUUUAAGCAAACUAAUAAGGCAACAAAAAUCACUUCAACUUCUGCACAUAAUCACAAUACACUUCUUUGAAAUAAUAUAAAAAUCUAGAGGCUUUUUGGUUAGGUCUGCUUGGACUGUCCUGUACUGGUUUGCUUUGAGGUCACAAAAAUGUUCUAAAGGACUGCUUGGCUAUAUUUAUAGCAACAGAGAAUUCAACUGACAACUCUUUUCAUUCAGAGAUCUUAAUGUGGUGAGCUUUUAUGUAUAGAAAACAAAUUUACAUGGAGGGGACUGAGAUGUUUGCAUCAGUUUGUAUAUACUAUAAGAACCUAACAGAGCAAGUCUCUGACACUGUGCCCACGGUGUAAUUUGCUGCAAAUCUUGUUUUGGAUCUUUAAAGACAGACUUUAUUCCAGAGGUGACUUCGAAUUUUACUGUAACAGAGAAUAUUAAACUAUAGUGCCUUCAAUGAGGAUGUAUAUAA